CACAGUCCUCUUGUCUUGACAGCAGCAGCAGCAGCAGCAACAACAACAGCAGCAGCAUUCUUAGAGCAGAGAAGGCCAUGGAAAUCUCAGAGACUGCCCCUCCAGCCUCGGAAAAAAAAGAUGAAGAAACGAAAGUCCCAGGGAGUGUAGAAAAGGAUAAUCACCAUCUGCAAACCAGAAAUAAGAAGGACACGUCUUCUUCCUCCUCUUCCUCUUCCUCCUCCUCUUCAUCAACGUCUUCGGACAGCAGUAGUGAUGAGGAAAAACUCCCUGUGGCAACUAGAAAACCCAUUCGCUUUGAGGACAAUAGAGAAGAUGACAACCAAGAUGAAAGUGAUGCUGACGAAGAUGGAUCAGUGACCCAGAAGGAUGAGCUUCAGCUCUAUGAAGGUGUGUCUGAAGAGGUCGUUCCCUACAAUGAAUCAGAGAUCAGGAGCAGAGAACCUGGAACUUCAGAUGUAGCGGAAAUUGAGGACUCUCAAUUAAGAAGACUGAACAUAAAGAAAGAUGAUGAAUUUUUUCAUUUUAUCCUUCUUUGUUUUGCCAUCGGGGCUCUAUUAGUCUGCUAUCACUGCUAUGCAGACUGGAUCAUGUCUUUGGGUGUUGGUUUACUGACCUUUGCCUCUCUUGAGACCAUUGGAAUAUAUUUUGGCCUGGUAUAUCGGAUUCACAGUGUCCUCCGAGGCUUCAUCCCUCUGUUUCAGAAGUUAAAAUUAAUGGGUGUCAGAAAAAGUGAUUAAGAGGACUGAAGAACAGUGACUGAAAGCAGUGCCUGGGCCCUGGAGUUUUUCCAAUGAAGGAAGUCAGAAAAUGAAAAAAACAUAGUCUGAAAAAUCCAGGGGUUAAGGGAAAUGAUCAAGAAGUGCUAACUGUAAAGCAUCCUGAGGGAAGGUGGGGAGGCAGGGGAUGUGAGAAGAAAGGGACAUUUGUCAGAGAAAACAGAAGAUUUUUACCUGCUAGGUUAUAAAACCUAGCAAUCUCAAUGAACAAUCCCAUUAGUUUUAUGAAGUUUCAUUUUGUAAAUCAAUGCAUAUGAUUUUUGGUGGGGGUUAUUUCCAUGUUCUCAUACCUGAGCUAAAUAGGUUUUCACCCCAUGACCUUGUGCUCUUCACCAAGUCCCAGAGGAUUUUAGCACAGGUCUACCCACAUGGCAUUGACUGGAUUUGGUUUUGCUCUUUUCAACCACCAUGAGGCUUUCUUUAUCUGCUCAAGUUUUCUUUGAGCAACUCGUCAGUUGGCUCCCAUCAGUCAGAGCCUGCUUCUCUUCACCCAGUGGGGCAAUGAGCCUCAACCUAGCUCAUAAACCUGAGGGACUCUGAUUUGCCUGUUCAAGUUAGAGAGGGUCAAUGAGUCUUGUGCAUGAAAUGAAAAGGGGGGAAAGCUGUGAAAUAAAAGCAAGGAAAUAA
This is a messenger RNA of Ornithorhynchus anatinus (platypus), 1406 nucleotides long. It is a transcript of the gene TMEM40, whose product is annotated as transmembrane protein 40. The transcript is spliced from 12 exons. The record is from RefSeq and is a predicted model, not a curated record. Bases 78 to 740 code for a protein of 220 amino acids. Lineage: Eukaryota; Metazoa; Chordata; Mammalia; Monotremata; Ornithorhynchidae.